GAAGUGCGAAACAGAGAGAAAACAAAAGAGGAAACAAGAGAUACAAAUACAGAAACGAGUACAAGUACAGAGCAGGUGGAGGACAAGAACUACUGGCGGAAAGUCAAGGAAGGACUUGGUGGUGCAGUCGCGACAGCGGGAAGUAGAGACAAAUGUGCCGAAAGUGAUGAAGGGCUAUCGCCGACGUUGUUGUACAUACGCCCGGCAGUCGUUCAACUCGCCAUUGCAUCGGAGGACACUGUCGAGUUGCUGACAUACACUUCGGAAGACUCGGAUAAAUUACGGAUAGUGUUGGAGAGGCAUUAUCUAGCAGGGAGCAGACGUCCAGCUGACGAUGGUCGAUAUCAAAGUCUGUGGUCGCGUUACGGACACCGGACUAACAAGAAGGCAGACAUAAGAAGCCAGGAGGGCGAGCAGGCCGACUUUGCGGUUCGUUACCGUAAUCGAGGUGUGGAAUGA
Molecule: messenger RNA, 459 nt
Organism: Fomitiporia mediterranea MF3/22
Lineage: Eukaryota; Fungi; Basidiomycota; Agaricomycetes; Hymenochaetales; Hymenochaetaceae
Exons: 1
Source: RefSeq, a predicted model, not a curated record